This is a messenger RNA of Agrilus planipennis (emerald ash borer), 1244 nucleotides long. Its product is annotated as D-arabinitol dehydrogenase 1-like. The coding region runs from base 120 to 1160 and encodes 346 amino acids. The record is from RefSeq and is a predicted model, not a curated record. The transcript has 7 exons. NCBI's taxonomy places the organism in Eukaryota, Metazoa, Arthropoda, Insecta, Coleoptera, Buprestidae. Gene Ontology annotation, molecular function: oxidoreductase activity; zinc ion binding.
UUAGCGGAUUAUCGAUUUGUCAACAAUCGUUUUGAGCUAUUUAAGUGGCUGUAACUUGAUUUUGUACGCUAGUGCUUAAACACGUUCGCAGUGGAUUGUACAGAUAAAAAAGAACGAAAAUGCAAGCGUUAGAGUUCGAUUCAAAAAAGAAGGUGCUAAACAUAACAAAGAAAAAUAUUCCCGAAAUAACUGAUUCCCAUCAAGUGUUAGUAAAAGUUGCCUACUCAGGAAUUUGUGGCACAGAUAUUCACAUUAUAGCGGGGGAGUUUCCUUGUAAAGAUGAUAGUCCAGUGACUAUGGGUCAUGAAUUUUCCGGUACUGUUGUUAAAACCGGAUCUGAUGUAACCCAUGUAAAAGUAGGAGAUAAAGUAGCAGUUGACCCUAACAACGGCUGCAAUGUUUGUUACUUUUGCCAUUCUGGAUCUCCACAUUUUUGUAAAAUCGGGGGUAUUAAUAAUGCAGUUGGAAUUUGGAGACAUGGAGGCUGGGCGGAUUAUGCUUUAGUACCAGAUAUUUUAGUACAUCUAUUGCCUCCAACGGUUUCCCUUAAACAAGGAGCAUUAAGUGAACCAAUGUCCUGCGUGGCUCAUGGAUGGGAUAGGAUAGCGCCAGUAACUGUUGGUCAAAAGAUCCUUAUAACUGGUGCAGGAAUUAUAGGAAACCUUUGGGUGAUUGUUCUUCAUUUGCAAGGACACAGAAGAGUUGUAGUGUCAGAACCAAACGCACAAAGAAGAAAAAUUAUCGAACACCUUGAAACUGGAUAUGAAUGUGUUGCGCCAGAAGUUCUACAGGAAAGGACUAAAAAAGACCCCAAUUACUUAUUCGAUGUUAUCAUCGAUUGUAGCGGAUCUCCUGCGGCUAUUCAAAGUGGCUUUGGACUUUUAAACUAUGGUGGUAAAUUUUGUUUGUUCGGGGUUGCCCCUCCUCAUGCCACAGUGAGUAUUUCACCGUUUCAACUUUACGCUAAGGAAGUGACUCUGUAUCCCGUACUCGUCAAUCCUUUGACUUUUCCAAAAUCUUUAGGACUUCUAGAAGCAUUGGGUGACAGGUACAUCGAUUACGAGAAGUUGGGAAUAAAAACAUUCAAAUUAAGCCAGUACAAAGAGGCCUUGGACGAACUUGCGAAAGGUAAAAUCGGUAAAGCAGUAUUUGAAUUUUAGUCAUAUUGUAAGCAAAUGUUGAGCAAUUUUAGUUGUAAGUACACAAGCGAUUGUGAAAUAAAAAUAAAGUUUUCAUUUAAAAUA